AUGGUUUUGCCUGGAUUGCGAUCUUUGCCCUUUUGGACCAGCUACGACGCAUCCUCCGACACGAACCGAAUUGCCUACCAAGAUCCCACAUUGACGCAUGUGGUGGAGCAUUUGCAAGCCAAUGUGGAGACCAUUCGACAAGAAUACCACCGCGUCGCACCAUCACUCGACAGUGAUUACAACCAACACGACAAUGAACACUCGCUCCAUCAAGGAAAAUGGGACUGGCACAGCUACAUGACCAAAGGCGUCAUUCAAGGCCAAUUUGCAACAAAGUUCCCCGAGACGACCCAGAUAUUACAAACCCUACGACAAACACUCACCGCCAACACACCCAAAGGAGAGCAGCCCAGUUGGCUGCUACUCGAGAAUAUUCCCUUUGGGUACUCCUUUUUCUCCACCUUGCAUCCGCAGUCCAGCAUUCAAGCCCAUACCAGUCCCAUGAACUUGCGAUGGCGGAUUCAUUUGCCCUUGGAAGUUCCUGCCAAUUCCAAUGAAAUCGAUGAUGCCGAUGGUAUGCCACUCUGUGGCAUCCGAGUGGGCCAACAAGUACAAACGUGGACUCAGGAAAAGGCGCUCGUACUCGAUGAUUCCUAUGAUCACGAAGUUUGGAACCGGACCAAUCACAAGCGGGUCCUGUUCUUACUCGAUAUUUGGCAUCCCGAUAUACCCAUCAAGGAACGAAAGGAUAUUGUGGGAAUGUUCCAGCAUGCACAAGAGCAAGGGUGGUAUAGUAAAUAA
This is a messenger RNA of Seminavis robusta, 741 nucleotides long. The record is from the annotation of a GenBank genome assembly. NCBI's taxonomy places the organism in Eukaryota, Bacillariophyta, Bacillariophyceae, Naviculales, Naviculaceae.